AGGACCGGUGUGAGAGGAGUCAGAGAGGCAGAUCCAGAGCCUGACAGAACAGCGGCGUGCAGCUGGAGAGCGCUCAGCGACGCUGCUGCUGCUGUUGGACUGAACACACGCGCACGGACACGCACGCCACUGAGGAGUGUAUGAGACAUGCACAGCCUGCUGCUGCUGCUGCUGCUGCUGCACAUGGACACACACACAUUUGCUGGGCACCAGAGAGGAAAUACAGCAAACCCCUGAGCUUUUGGAGCGAUGGAGAGCAGCAUGUUCUUUGGCAACACAUGUCCGAGUGGCCUCAUGCCCGCCCUGGUGCGUCCAACCCUGCCUGCUGUCCAGAGCUCGCUGGGGAUGAAGCAGUUCCUGCCGAUGCCGUUGGACACGGCGUCGGCUGUCGGCCUCUUCCCAGGAUUCAGCGCGAUGGACCCGGUUCAAAAAGCCAUCCUCCAUCACACCCUCGGCCUCCCUCCCAUCAUCAAGAGGAAGCACGUCUCCUGCAGCGUUUGCCAGCUGAGGUUCAACUCCCAGAGCCAGGCUUUGGCCCACUACAAAGGUACCAAACAUGCCAAGAGGCUAAAAGCCCUGGAAACCCCGAAGAGUAAACUCAAGGGCUCCGCCAUCACCAAGGAAACCACCAACCAGGAAAUCUCCAAGGGCACCAGCGCCUCGCAGAUCCCCAACGGCGUCCACAAAAAAGAUGGCAUCUGUGCACGGCCAGCGUCCCCCGCGGAGAGGCCUGCGCGGCUCCUGGCAGCGCCGCCGUCGCCGUCUGCUGCCUCCUCGCCCAAAGACCAGAGUGUCACGCCGGCGCCAGAGACCAACUCGGCGGGAGACGAGAAGCCGUCAAAGCUGGGCUCCCCGUCAGAACCGGACGCCGACCAGGAGGCCGAGCCCGAGACGAACACGGAGACGGAGGAGGAGAAGGCUCGCCGCCUCCUCUACUGCUCGCUCUGCAAAGUGGCGGUCAACUCGGCGUCACAGCUGGAGGCGCACAACAGUGGUACGAAGCACAAGACCAUGCUGGAGGCUCGCAGCGGCGUGGGCUCCAUCAAGUCUUUUCCUCGAGCGGGACUCAAGAGCAAAUUAGCUUCCUCCUCCAAGUCAUCAACAGGCCUGCAGAACAAAACCUUCUAUUGUGAGACGUGUGACGUGCAUGUCAAUUCAGAGACUCAGCUGAAACAGCACAUCAGCAGCAGGCGGCACAAAGACCGAGCGGCAGGUAAACCGGCCAAACCCAAGUACAGCCCCUACAGCAAACCGCAGAAAGGCCAGAGCAAGCAGCCGCAGAUCAAGCUGAUUUUGGGGAAGGAGCGUCCCUGUCGGCCCCUGACCGCCCAGAUCCUUCCGGCUCAGCUCGCAGCAGUGGCCGCCGCCCUUGGAAACUCUUUCGCACAGCGCACAAACCCCGCCCCCAAUCCCACGCCCGCCCCCAGCCUGUUUCAGACGCAGACCCUUCCGGCUGCACUGCUUCGCCCGGCCCCCGGGCCUGUCAGGACCUCCCAUCCGCCUGUCCUCUUCGCUCCUUACUGAAGGCGUGUGGGUCCCCCAUUCUAUGCACUAUGCAUUUGAAGUCCUUCACUCAGUUUGGACCACCUCCCCCCUCUAAUAUGACCGCCGGACUCCACGCGCUGUCUGUGCCACCCGGACUCAAACCCACACCAUUCUGCAAUAAUGUACAAAGCCAACCCUGUGAACUAUGCAGUGUAAUUAUGUCCAGAUUUAAGGUGCCGUUUGUGCUGAACAUGGUGGGGAUGUGCAUUUGUAAAGCUACAGUUGCAUUUGUGGACUUCAGCCAUCCGUUUCUUCUCCACCUGCUUCAUCCUGGUCAGGACCAGGAGGGGGCGGAGUCUGUCUCUGUGAUGUCACAAACGAACAAGCGUGGGUUUCGGGGCUCUAAACAAAAAGAUCGGAAGUUUGUGCCGGAAGCUGCUGCUUUGUAGCGGCAACGCUGGACUCCUCCAUGCAGUCAGGAUUCCAGCAAAAGCUUCGGAACACAAGCCACGCCCCCUCUGUUCCUGGAUGCACUUUAAGCUCCUCCUCUGUUCAAGUCUACAUUAGAUGGCUAGACUGUGUUAGAUGUAAGUGUGCUGUAAUGUGUGUCUCUCUUUUAUUUCGUCCAUUCCUUCAUAUCAAUGUGUGUGCGUAUGUGUGUGUGCAUAUGUGUGUGCAUGUGUGUGUGUGUGCGUUUCCAUACGUUCAAAGCCAUCCCAGUUGAUGCACAUCAUCACUGACCGUCAGAAGGACCACAAAGCCUCGUCUGUGUUAAAUGUCGGUGUCUUAAAGGUGAACAAUUUCAAAUAAAAGUCUUAAUUUGUUACUG
Molecule: messenger RNA, 2314 nt
Organism: Oryzias latipes (Japanese medaka)
Lineage: Eukaryota; Metazoa; Chordata; Actinopteri; Beloniformes; Adrianichthyidae
Gene: znf385d
Product: zinc finger protein 385D
Cellular component (GO): nucleus
Molecular function (GO): nucleic acid binding; zinc ion binding
Source: RefSeq, a predicted model, not a curated record